UGCCAUCUUGGAGCUUAUGUACCCCCGAGUUCUGGGAGCUUAUAACCAACAAGGUUCUCCUUCUAAUAUACCAAUUCCAUUGAUGUUUGGUCAACUAUAUGAAAAGCUGUUCGUCUAUAUAUAAGCUCCUUUAUACGACGCCGUUGUCAUUGAGUAUUGUCCUUCACUGCAACACUAUAUUUCGAAUAUCUAAUAACACCGGCAACCACCAUCACCAUGCCCGACAUCAACCUUCAAGAGAUCCAUGACACUCUCGUGGAGGUCGCCUUCGAGGCCGGCCGCAUGAUCCUCGCCGCCAACCCCAACAACAUUGACAAGGGUUCGAAGAUGAACUCCGCCGACAUUGUCACCGAAACCGACCAAGCCGUAGAGCGUAUGGUCUCCACCACCCUCCGCUCCAAAUACCCCUCCUUCUCAUUCGUCGGCGAAGAGACCUACGUCGCCGGUGAAACCAAAGUCACUUCCGCCCCGACCUUCAUCGUCGACCCCAUUGACGGCACCACCAACUUCGUCCACGGCUACCCGCACGGCUUCUGCAUCUCGCUCGGCUUCGCCCUCGACCGCCGCCCCGCGGUGGGCGUUGUCUACAACCCCGCUCUCGACACGCUUUGGACGGCCAUCAAGGGACAGGGCGCCUACUGUCAGCGCAACGCCUCUCUCGAACCUGCAAAGGGACAGGGGCCAAAGCAAAAGUUGCCGCUGAAUGGGGGGCAGCCGCUAGGAGAUCUUUCUACCGCCCUGGUGGCGGUCGAGUGGGGUAGUCAGCGCGAGGGAAAGAACUUUGACAUUAAGACCAGGGUGUUUAGACAGUUGACGGCUGCCAAGGAGAAUGGCGGGUGUAUGGUGCACAGCUUACGCAGCUUGGGCAGCGCGGCCUUGAACAUUUGCGCGGUGGCGGCCGGUCAGGUCGAUAUGUACUGGGAGGGCGGGUGUUAUGCGUGGGAUGUGACGGCGGGGUGGUGUAUUCUCGAGGAGGCGGGUGGAAUUAUGGUUAGUGCAAACCCGGGGGAUUGGAACCCGGAGUUGGAUUCAAGGUUGUAUUUGGCCGUCAGGGGAGCGGAGAGCGGACAGAAGGAGAUGGUGGAGGAGUUUUGGGGGGUUGUUGGUGAUGAUAGGAUGGAAUAUAAGCACUAAUGGUUGGUGAAUAUGAAGCGAUUUUGGGUACGGCCUUAGGUUAUCAGGCAUUGGAUCAAGUAAUGAGCAGGCAUAUUGGGUUUGGAAAGAUGUCGACUAGAUGAGUUAAGGCUAUCGUUAGAAGGGCUGGAUUGGGGUGCGAUAUCUGGGAAAGGGUCGUUCGCCCGUCAGCAAUGUGAGUGACAGCUGCAUCACGGUCCUAUGGCCGGUCAAGAAGAAAUCUGAAGGUGAUUUUGUUCCUUGACGUUUGAAGAUGUGGCAAGGUACGUUGCAGAAAGGUUGAUAAAGAGAAAAAAAAAUUAUUCGCAUUUGAUCCGACCCAGGCUCGAUCUGGGGACCUUCAGUGUGUUAGACUGAC
Molecule: messenger RNA, 1492 nt
Organism: Neurospora hispaniola
Lineage: Eukaryota; Fungi; Ascomycota; Sordariomycetes; Sordariales; Sordariaceae
Exons: 2
Coding region: 217-1134 (305 amino acids)
Biological process (GO): inositol metabolic process; signal transduction
Molecular function (GO): inositol monophosphate 1-phosphatase activity
Source: RefSeq, a predicted model, not a curated record